Pyricularia pennisetigena is the source of this 1137-nucleotide messenger RNA. RefSeq lists its product as uncharacterized. NCBI's taxonomy places the organism in Eukaryota, Fungi, Ascomycota, Sordariomycetes, Magnaporthales, Pyriculariaceae. Bases 1 to 1137 code for a protein of 378 amino acids. Gene Ontology annotation, cellular component: endosome; Golgi apparatus; trans-Golgi network. The transcript has 4 exons. Gene Ontology annotation, molecular function: antiporter activity. The record is from RefSeq and is a predicted model, not a curated record.
AUGUCGGCGCCGGUUAUGGAAAAAGCCACUGGGGGUGGGCUCCAUCCCGCGCUUUACAUCGCGAGCUGGAUCUUUUUCUCCAACAGCACCAUCUUGUUCAAUAAGUGGAUCUUGGAUAACAAGGAGACACCAUUCACCGUCAUCCUAACAUGCUGGCACAUGAUUUUCUCCACCGUGGCGACACAAGUCCUGGCUCGCACCACGACCAUGCUUGAUGGGCGUAAGGAGGUCAAAAUGUCUGGUCGCAUUUAUUUACGCUCCGUCGUCCCCAUUGGCCUGCUCUACUCGGGAUCCCUCGUUUGCUCAAACAUGGUCUACAUGUACCUGUCCGUGUCUUUCAUUCAGAUGCUCAAGGCUGCCGCCCCUGUUGCCGUCCUUCUCUGCUCCUGGGCAUGGCGCCUCAAGGAGCCUUCGGCCAAAACUUUCGCCAACGUCAGCGUCAUCGUCUUUGGCGUUAUGAUUGCCAGCUUGGGCGAGAUCUCUUUCAGCUGGUUGGGCGUCAUCUAUCAGCUUGGCGGCAUCGUAUUCGAGGCCCUGAGGUUGACCAUGAUCGAGGUCAUGCUGGCUGGCGACUCGGAACAGAAGAAGAUGGACCCUCUGGUCUCUCUCUACUACUACGCCCCCGUCUGCGCCGUUACCAACAUCUUCGUCGCUCUCGUCGUUGAAGCCAAGACCUUCCAAAUUGAGGACCUCAUCAACGUGGGUAUCGUCAUGCUCGUGCUCAACGCCCUUGUGGCCUUCAUGCUCAAUGUUGCGAGCGUCAUGCUGAUCGGCAAGACGUCAUCCCUCGUCCUCACACUGUCUGGUAUCCUCAAGAACAUCCUCCUCAUCGUGGUUGCCGUUCUUUUCUACGCCGAGAAGGUCACCUUCAUACAGUUUGUCGGCUACUCGAUCGCUCUGGCCGCUCUGACCUACUACAGCCUCGGUUGGGAUGUCAUAAAGUCCCGUUCCGUCGCUGCUGCCGACUGGACACGCGCAAUGUUCAGCUCCUCGGGUGUCGAAGACGCGCGCUUGUCUCCUGCCGUUCGGCGCGCCCUGAUUCUUGGUGUGAUCCUGCUCAUCCUUGUGCUCGUGACAUUUGCCAUGUUCCACGACGGCACCUCCAGUCUAAAGGAGACUAUCAUUGGUCGUCGGUAG